ACAAAGAACUACAUGGAUUGUCGUAAUUCUUUCAACAACUCUUACUCAAGCUGCCUGGUUAUGUUCCUGUGUUGUGGACUUGGUGGAAGUGUCGGAUUGUUUAAAUUGUAACCGCUAGAGGGAUACAUAUACGCCUCUGAAACUCCGUAAACACCAUCCUAUCACUAUGUGCCAUGGAGAGAAUUGCCGUCAGUGAGAGUUGCCUACCUGUGUGACUUCCCACUUUGAAAAAAGAAAAAGAAAAACACACACACACACACACACAGCCCCGGAACAUUUGAAACCUGAGUUGCUCUUAAAAAAAAAGACUUAGAAAGAAACUGCCUCUAAAGCGGACUGCGAGCUCCGACUCCUCCAAGUGUUAUCUGCUUCAGGCAAUCAAUGAGGACCGCGAUGCUUACUUCUGCAGAUCUCUGUCCCUCUUUCUCUCAUUCGCCUUACCAGUUAUUAUAGUGCAUUUCAACUUUUGUGCAGGCACACAGGCAAAGGGAAGUUUGGAUUCCAUUUUUGAUCACAAUUUACCUCUUGUUUCCUGUAAUAAAUAUGAGAGGUCGGUUUGUUGUCACUUUUCUUUGGAAUUUAAUAUGUGCCAUUUCUUAUGCUGUUUUACGGGUAGGAUAAGGAAACAACAAAAAGGUGUGACAAGAGCCUGGCGGACAACUGUGGAUUUCUGCGAGUAACUCCUACCGUCCAAAGGCGAUGAGGGGGGCAUCGGCCGGACCCCCCUCUUGAUUGAUUACUUAUUAGUCAUCCCUUUGGCUAAAUGGGACCCAUUGAAAAGGCACCGUGGAACACAUACAUGAAUCAAAUAUUCCUGUGUCCCCUGAAUGUCUCAAGAGUAGUUUUGCUUAAGAGAGGGGGUCGUGGCUUAGCAUUAUAAAGAGGGAAAACAGCAUAGCUUUAUGGGUUUAUUUAGACAGUUUCUACGGUUUGACAUUGUACCGCUGUAAGAAAAAAAAAAAAAAAAAAAAAAAAAAAAAAAAAAAAAGAGAGAGGGAAAAACUCGAGAGGAUUCCAAAGAGAAGAACAUUGUGGACAUACAUUUUUUUCUAGUUACUCAGUUGUUUCUUUUAUUUUUUCUCUUAUUUUAAAUAUUUUUUGCCAUUUCCUCUUCCGAAAAAUGAAACUUUGGACAUCUCCCUGGGUGUCUUGCCUGGUGAUUCUCCUCUUGUGUUUUGGAUCAGAGUGCGGGACAGUCCGGAGAAAGGGGAGAUCCAAGAGGGAGUUGGUGCGCAUUAGGGAGGCGAAAGCCACCAUCCCAGGGGCUUGUGCCACACGUCUGCCCCGGGGCAAACGGUCUUUGCCCGGCUUGGAGCGACGGGUGCUUCGCCAGCGUCGGCGCUCCUCUCAGGCGGAGGAAAACUCUCCAGACCGGGGGAAAGCUGUCUAUUUUACCGGCAGGGGUGAUCAGCUACGACUGAAGCCCGGCGUGGAGAUACCCAGAGGAAAUUUCACUCUGGAGAUGUGGAUCAAACCGGAGGGAGGUCAACGAUCACCCACAGUGAUUGCAGGGCUAUAUGACAAAUGUUUCUACGCCUCCAGUGACCGAGGUUGGCUGCUUGGAAUCCAGGCGGUCAGUGAAUAUGGGAAUCGUGACCCUCGUUUCUUCUUCUCCCUUAAAACCGACCGUGCUCACAAAGUGACCUCCAUUCACUCCAGCUCUCGCUAUGUACCUAACCAAUGGGCACAUGUGGCAGUCACAUACGAUGGUGUGUACAUGAAGCUCUUUGUCAAUGGUGCCCAAGUUGGCGUCAGUCGGGAACAGUCGGGUGACGUCUUCAGCCACUUGACCAAAAAGUGCAAAGUGUUGAUGAUUGGGGGAAAUGCACUGAAUCAUAAUUACAGGGGAGCAGUGGAAAGGGUGGGUUUGUGGAGGCAGGCCCGAGGUCAGAGACAGAUUAUCAGGGAUAUGCAGGGCCAUGAGGACCCCCAAGAUCUACCUCAGCUGGUCAUUCGUGAAACAUUUGAGCAUCCAGGUCGGAAGUGGCUGACUGUAAAAGACGGUAGCUUUCCUCAGCCUGAGCAAGGAGGAGGUGGACGGUUAGGGUUUCUGAAUGGCGGUGGAGUUGGAAAUUCGGAGGGAUUAUUGGACACAUCACUUGAACCUUCAGCUUGUGGUCAAACUCUCUGUGACAACAUUGAGGUUAUCAAAAACUACAACCACCUUUGGACCUUCCGCCGGCCCAAGAAAGUACGAUAUCGCGUUAUAAAUAUUUGGGACGAUGCACAGAUGAGGCCAACUGUAACAGACCACCAGAUCAGCCUGCAGCACCAGCAGCUAAAUGAUGCCUUUAGCCCCUACAACAUCACCUGGGAGCUUAGCAUUCACAAUGUGACCAAUUCCUCCCUUCGAAAUCGGUUGAUUCUAGCUAAUUGUGAUAUCAGCAAAAUUGGUGAUGAUGCAUGUGACCCAGAAUGCAACCAUCCACUAACAGGGUUUGAUGCAGGUGACUGCAUGUCUGGCCAUCGGAGCCGUUGCCCUGAGCACAAGCAGGGAAAUGGUAUAUGUGACCCUGAAUGUAACUGGGAAAACUUCUUCUAUGAUCUUGGCGACUGCUGUAACCCCAAUGUGACAGAUGUGACCAAGACAUGCUUCAACCGCUCCUCUCCACACAAAGCCUAUUUGGAUGUGAAAGAGCUGAAAGAGAUUCUGCAUUUGGAUGGCUCAACUCACCUGAAUGUCUUCUUUGCCAAUUCUUCUGAUGAAGAUCUGGCGGGGGUUGCCACUUGGCCCUGGGACAAAGAGGCCCUCACACAUUUGGGUGGAAUUGUGCUAAACCCGUCUUUCUAUGGUACAUUUGGUCACACUGAUACAAUGGUCCAUGAGAUUGGGCACAGUCUUGGGCUUUACCACGUGUUUCGAGGUAUAUCAGAGAUUGAGUCGUGUAAUGACGCAUGUUUGGAGACUGAGCCCUCGAUGGAGACGGGAGAUCUGUGUGCGGACACAAACCCCACUCCCAAAUACAAAGGCUGCCAUGAUCCUGAACCGGGCAACGAAACCUGUGGUUGUCGGCAUUUCACACACACACCGUUUAACAACUACAUGAGUUAUGCAGAUGAUGCCUGUACAGACUCCUUCACACUGAACCAGGUGGCGAGGAUGCACUGCUACCUGGACCUCAUCUACCAAACCUGGCAACCUGCCUCCAAACCUCCUCCAGUGCCAAUGGCACCCCAAGUGGUUGAGCAGCAUCAUAAUUACAUCACCCUGGAAUGGUUUCCACCCAUUUCUGGACACUUUUAUGACAGAGAAGUGGGAUCAGUGUGUGAUAAAUGCACUGAAGGGAGAGUUCUACUGCAGUAUGCCUCGAAUUCUUCAUCCCCACGACCAUGUGACCCUUCUGGACACUGGUCCCCACGAGAGGCUGAAGGCCCUCCAGAUGUGGAGCAGGUUUGCGAGCCAAGUGUACGCACCUGGAGCCCCAAUGCAGGCAAUGAGCAAGGUGUUGUCGGCCUGUCGGAGUGCCCUCUGCAGGGCUGCAUGCUUCAGCUAGAGUUCCCCUACCCACUGGUACCAGACUCACUGACUGUGUGGGUCACCUUCUUCAGUCCUGAGGAAACAGCACUGCCAGCUAUCCACAACAUUUUGCUACUGACUGUUAGUGGAAACAACAUUUCACUAGGCCCCAGUAAUGUCUUCUGUGACACCCCUCUGACUCUGAAGCUGGACAUAGAGGAAGAGAUGUAUGGGGUACAGUUUUUCACUAUGGAGCAACACCUAGAGAUUGAUGCCACCCUCUUGGCAUCCAAACCUGACUGCGCACUCUGCAGGCAUUGCCAACCACUACGUUACCGCCUGUUGCGCCAGCCACCCUUCACUCAUGCACCCCAUGGGCUGAUGUUGAAUGAACCCAUCCGCCGAUAUACAGACAGGGAUGUGCUGCCACAUGUUGUGUACACCUACCAGGUCCAAACCAUCUCCAGCCUGAGUGAGAGUGAACCCUCCCCACCUCUGGUGCACGAACUUGGGUCGCAAUACUGUGGCGAUGGACGCAUCCAGAGUUCCAAAGGAGAAGAAUGUGAUGACAUGAACUCUAUGAAUGGGGAUGGCUGCUCCAGUCAGUGCAAGAAAGAGCCCUUCUUCAACUGCAUUGAGGAGCCAAGCAUGUGCUACUACUAUGAUGGCGAUGGAGUGUGUGAGGACUUUGAGCGAGAGACAGGCGUCAGAGACUGUGGCCUCUACACCCCCAGUGGUUUCCUUGACCAGUGGGCGACCUCUGUAGAAGUUUCCCACGAGCAGAAGCCCUACUGCUCUGGUGAGGUGGCCGCUGGAUACCCCGCUGUUACUAAGACAUGUCAGUCCAAGGUGUUUGAUCUAUCAGAUGGAGUGUCUCAAUAUGCAUGGUUCCCCUGCCGUGAGGCCCAUGUGACAACCUGGGGAUAUCCGAACUACUGGCUCAAGGCCUACUUUUCUCAUCCCAUGGUGGCAGCAGCAGUGAUUAUCCAUCUUGCUGCUGAUGGGACUACCUACAUUGAUCAAACUCAGUGUAACAUCACUGUUCAGCUGGUGGACACCAAGGAGGGCAUCCACAGUCUGGGUGAAUGGCGUCUCAGCUGCCGUACAAACCCUUUGGUGAUCCCAGUGAGCCACGACCUCUCGGUGGCUUUCUACCACACCAAGGCUAUCCUGGUCAUGUUUGCCUCUCGCCUAGUGGCCAUCUCUGGAGUAGGCCUGCGCUCCUUCCAGUCCUUCGACCCCAUCACAAUAAGUGGUUGCCAGAGCAAUGAGAUCUACAACCCCACGGGCCAGAGUUGUGUACAUUAUUCGUGUGAAGCCAUUGACUGCCAGGAACCCUUAAUCCGCAAUGCAGAGCUCAAGUGCAGUAGCCCUGGCCGCCACUUCUACAAUGGAGAUCGCUGCACCAUCUACUGCAACUCGGGAUAUGUCCUGCAAAUCCACCAGGAUGAUGACAUCAUCAAGAGCCAGUCGGACUCUUCAGUGACCAUAACCUGUGCAAAUGGGAAAUGGAACAAACAGGUAUCAUGUGAGCCUGUGGACUGUGGUCUGCCAGACAAAUACCAUGUUCAUCCUGCCCAUUUCAACUUCCCCGAGGGCACUACCUACGGCAAGAAAAGCACUUUUCAGUGUCGAGAACCUGCUCAGCUUGUAGGUACAAACAACACUCUUACCUGCCUAGAAGAUGGUCUGUGGUCCUUUCCAGAGGCUCUUUGUGAGCUUCGCUGCCCAGCCCCUCCUCCUGUACCCAAUGCUGUGCUGCAGACCAAGCGUUGCAAUGAGACAGGCCUCAAAGUGGGCACGCUCUGCAAAUACAAGUGCAAGCCAGGCUACCAUGUCACCAAAAAACCUAAAAGGCGAGCAUUUAAACGCCAGUGCACAGAGGAUGGCAGCUGGCUAGAGGGAGCAUGCGAACCAGUGACUUGUGAUCCCCCACCUCCCAUCUUCCACGGCUCCUAUCACUGUACCGACGGCUUCCGCUUUGACAGCAUCUGCAGACUCAACUGCUCUGUUCCUGCCGGUAAUACCGCUAUCACCGCCACAGGAGGCUCUGCCCAUACGGGCGCGGGGUCCAAUGUGAUCCGCUGUCGGAAAGAUGGAAACUGGACUGGGUCGUUCGUCUUGUGCCCACACAGCAAAGGCCAGUGUUCUUUACCUCAAAACCUCCAUUAUAGCCUUCAGUACUCAUGCAGGCGAGGACACGGCAUAGGUGAGGAGUGUGAGCUGACGUGUAGGGAGAGUAACAACGACGUGGUGAUCCUCCCUAGCAACAUGACAGUAGAAAGUGUACUUAAAGAACACUGGAGGAACCCACACAAAGUCAAGAGUAUAGUCUGUACAAUGGGAUUGAAAUGGUAUCCACACCCAGAAUUGCUUCACUGCAUCAAAGGAUGUGAGCCAUUCAUGGGAGACAACUACUGUGAUGCGGUCAACAAUAGAGCCUUCUGUAACUAUGAUGGAGGAGACUGUUGCCAAUCCACUGUCAAGACUAAGAAGGUGAUUCCAUUCCCCAUGUCCUGCGACAUACGGGAUGAGUGCUCCUGUCGGGAUCCAAAUGCUAUAGAGAACAGAAAGGAUGAACAUGUUCAUUCCCUGGGGUGACCAACCUGUGCGGGGACCUCUGUUCAACGUCCCAGGACCCUUGCUCCAACACAACACAGCCAGAGUGGCCGGGUCAGACCCCUCCUUCAUCCUCCUCUCGGCCUCCAGGUUCCUGCACAUGCUGCUUAACAGGCAUACCUCUCCAUCCAUAUUGCAACCCCAUCCAGCUAAAAUGCCUCCGCCUCCACAUCACAGAAAACUCUAGAAUAGAGGCUGGGACUCAUGAGACUCCACAGAAUACAUUCUCAUUUCUCAGCUAAAAGGAAAGUAACUCUGCAAUAUAAAAAAUAAAAAUAAAAAUAAAAUAAAAUAGACAUAUAUAGCAAGCAGGGGGAAAAAAAUACAUGAAACAGACAUUUUUUGAAAGAAGAAAACAUACGAACAACAACAACAAAAAAAAACCUAAACAGAAACAUAACCAAGCCUAGGUAGCAUGCCUUUUUGUUCAGUUUUGUGCUGGCUUCAGUGUCUGUUUUAGUGACCUUGCUCUACAAUCACAUGAUUGAACCAAAGGUAAAUCAAGAUGUUCAAGUGGGGGAUUGUGUUGAUGUUGGCUCUGUGUUUUGCAAAUAUGAAGGAAAUCGAGACAAAUGUUCAAAAUAAUCCUCAGACGUUUGAAGGCAUGUUGGAAACCUUCUUAGGGGGGCUAGAAGUUUGUGCUUAUAUCAUUCCUGGUUUCAAACUGUCUUUUUCUGUAAGUAUGUUUCUUCACAGGCACAUCAGAGGCUAUAGAGGUUACUCCUAGCUUGGUGGGGAAUGAGACAGCCAUAUUGAUAAGUUUUAAGCCACAGAUUUGACACAAAAGCCAAAAUAAAAUGCACAAACACACAAUAAAUGUCAACUAAUUGUUGACCCAUCACAGACAGAAUUUCAUAAGACAAUUUUAUACUUACAGCAAAGUCCAGAAUGCAUAAUUAAAGCUUUUUUAGCUUGACUUCUGCUAACGUGUUUGCUGCUACUUGCCAUCUUCACAUAAUAUCUAAUAGGGUUAGACAGCUUUGUCUGCCUUGCUGCUCACAGUACCUCUUUAUAGCAUUCAUUCACGCUUGCAUGUUAGUCCGUAAUACUUUCGGAGAAUACAUGUUGACAGCACCAUAUACGAAAUGCACUAAGAACUUUAAAAAGAAAAAAAAAAUAUCAAAACCUCACUUGACAUUCAUGUUUUACUUAUCUGCCCAGGACAAAUACUUCAUACAUUGACCACGACUUAAAGAAUGUCAUCCAUAACACCUCACUUUGGGUUGGGGUGAUUUUACUGCCAGUUUGAACUCUUCCUCGUGGUGCUUGAUAAGAAUUGUGUUACCUCUAGCACUGAUUUAAAAUGUUUAAACUGAAAGUAAAAUGAUCCCAGCCCUGUUCAGAAUGUAGUCAAUGCUUAUCAAUGCUUUUUUGAUCGCACAAUUUUGCAUCACACAGUCACACAAGAGUACAGAAAUAAAGAGCUGGAUAUAGGCCAUGGCUCUUAGUGAGAAUGAGCAUAGAUGGAAGGAGAACACAUGUGAGACACACACACAAACAAAUGCAUACACACACUCAUAUGCAUACACACUUUCCCCUCCGAGUAGUAUUGGACUCUCAGCUGUAGCUCUGCAGGCAACAACAUUGUACAUGAAAAUGACAUUUGGAUGUACAUAUCAACACAGCAUUUGCAGUCACAAUAUGAUCAAAGGUCCCUAAGAUUCUCUGGUGGGUCUAGUGUUUAUAUAAUUUAUGUAAACUUUACAUUUGUCUCUGCAGUAAAAAGUGCACUUUGGUGUUCUGAUCAGCACUUUUCAGUAUUGUGAAUUUGGGUGUCCAUCCCCACCAAUUAACUUCUUUAGAUUAUAUGGCUGCUACAGUAGCUUUGUACUUUGUCACACUUCAUUCCAGGCGCAUAUACAUUAUUUUUUUUGUAUUGCACAUUUGACAAUGAAGGCUGUAUGGCAUAUUGGACCCAAUUUUGCUGCUCUUAUUUGGCUGCAACCAUAGUCAUGGUUACAAUCAGCAUGAUUAUGCCUUUACAUUUGGGGCCAAUGGCACAGUCCCCCUGACUCAUAUUAGGCUUCUACAGCAUUCCAGAUCAUUCUUGUAAAUCAUUGUACACAACAAACUACACAAGUGGUAAUGGAAGACCAAUUUCAUGUCAUUUUAAAACCCAAUGUUAGUGAAGAAAGACAAUACCACAACAUGAGAAAGUGAGAAGGUAUUAUUUUCCACCAAUACAAUGAGAAAAAAAAUCACAAAUAUGUAAAUAUUACUACUUUAUGUUCUUGACAGCAAGGAGCAUUGAAUUUCUUUUUUCAUGUAUUUCAUUUUUAAAAAAACAUCAUAUUUAAUCAGUGUUUGUAUUAUUGACCUCAGUUACUGCACUUUUUAGUUUCCAUGUAAGAAGAAAAAGUAUAUCUUUCAAAAAUGUUUAGAAGCUGCUAUUGUCAGAAUGGUGAUCUGAUUCAAACUGUAUGACAUUCGGUCAUUUGACUCCCUGUGUUGCCAUUAGUUUUCCUGUUAUUCGUUUUAUUUGUAUCUGGCCAUAGAUAUUCCUCUCCAACCUAACUUUCCUUGCAUUUAAUGUUAUCAGUGAUGUAGGAAGGCAUUGUCACUAUGAAACAUAUAUUCAUCCAUUCAUUAUACAUUCGGGCCCCAACCCCCACGACCACCACCACCACCACCUCCACCUCCCAACCCUUCAAAAAACAGGUUUCACAUCAAUACAAGACAUUAUGUUAAGAAAUAUUACGUCACAUAUUUAAGGAGUUUUACCCUGAUGUGUAUGUAAUACAUAAUCUAGGGUUAAAGGUGUGCAUUUUGGCAGAUAAACUGAUUGAUGUCAAAAGGAAAGAAAAGCUUAAAUGAAGGAAUUCCCAUUAAAAGGGACUCUUGAGAGACUUUGUAACUUUUAUGAAAUAUGACACUUUGUAAGGAUGUUUUAAAGGCUACAUCAUCUUCAAAGAUUGCAUAUAUUACUUUAUAUGAAAGCAUAUAUAACCCUGGUGAAAAAAAGACUUGUAUUAUAUUAUAUUAACAAAUUAUAUGUAAUAUUAGUACUCCAGAUAUUGCUGCUUUACAUAGAACUGUUACCAGUGGGGAGAGACUGAUCUGCAAUCACUACACUAUGCCAACAACAUGCAGUACUGUGGUUCAUCUUCUGCCAUUGAGGUCACUGGAAAGCCAUUUUAGCCGUUUGAAUGGAUGAAUCCGAAAUCCGCCAUUGGAUCCUUCCCUUCAUUCUGUAAACCUGUUAGAAUCCUGUCAUUGCUUCAACGUAAUUUGACCAACCUAGUCAAUGUCUGGAUGCCAAACCAACUGCUCUAUCAGAAAGGUUGCAGAAUGUGACUGCUCAUCAACUUGAAAAAUUACAUUCUUUAUUUUGGAGAAGGUACCCAUAAGCCAUAGCUAACAGAGAUAUUCAUGGAAGGAAGUAUAAGAUUACACAUUGGAUGAGGACAUCACCUCUCUACUGUAGUCAUCACAGGAUCCCUUGCUGUACCUCAUGCCUGUAAUGUUUGCUGCUUCUAUAUUUUUGGUAUUUUAGUGACAUUUUUGCGUCUCAUAACAAUGGUGUAAAUAGUAGAACUAUUUAUUGAGAGUGUUAUACUUUUUUAAGUUAUAUUUAAUGUCCAUGUAAGUUAUUUUUUACAUUGUUCUUAUAAACAAAAACAUUAUCGGUUGUGAGUCAAAACUGUCAUAUUGUCUCCUGUAUCACACUCUGUUGUGAUCAGACACACAGUACACUUCAGGCCCACAACCACACAAGAACUUGUCUCAUUGGUCAUUAAGUGUAGAUGGACACUGCUUGCAUCCAAUGAAGAUUCACCACAUGUUUAAAUGUUACUGAGUGCAGUGUAUCUUUUCUUUUGCUUUUAAACCAGAAUGUAAAGGGUUUUUUUUCCUUAUUUUUUUAAUGCACACAUUAGCCAUACAUGAAGUUGUGAAAACAGAACCAAGUAUAUAAUGGUCAAGCACGUACAUCCAUAAAAUAGCAAAUAAUGUUCUGAGAGAACAGGCGGAGGCACGCGGAAUAUCAGUACAGCCAGCUGAGGGCAAGAGAAAAUGCACAAAUGGCAAAAAGAGGGAUCAAAAAUGAAGGAAAAGAAGGACUAGAGGUCAGAAGGCAGCCGAUGGUGCCCCAGAUAGAGUGUUCUUGGAUAGAGGAAAAGAAGAAGGUGGGCACACAGAGAGGUAGGGAUGGGUGGGCUGCUUUUCCUGGCCUGUCUUGUUAUUUGUCCAGGUGUGAAAAUGUGUACUCACAGAGGCUGCCCCUGGGCCAGGGGUGGCCAGCGCUGACUGGCAACAAGCCGAGGCCAGUGAGUCAGAGUUUCUCCUCGGGGUGGCAGCCAUCCCUCUCUGGGACUCCCACCACCCUCUCCCUCACCCCCUCCCACGUCCACCUCCCCACUCCUCGACACACUGCCUCAUCUGUCACUGUCAGGUAUGCCUGCACAGGGCUGCCAGGGUCAAGCUGGCCCUGUGAAAAUGAGAGAGGAUGUUUGCCCAGCUUACAGAGCCUUUUGAAGUUAGGCUGAAGGAACACAGUUCUCCUCACCUUGAGCCUAUGCUUAUCACACAACAUGAUUUGUGUAGUAGUCGUUUUUGACAGGCUUUGAGACCUCUCUACAUUUUCCACCAACAGUUGCUCCUCUGUUUCUAAUUUAACACCUGGUUGUCGUGUUGCUUGUCUAAAAAUGGCAGAGACUUUGUUGUGUCUAACUCAUUACAAAGCGAUGGUAUGUGUAAGAAAGAGUCUGAGGCCCUAAUAGUUUUGCUCAGAUCAUUGUUGAGAAAAAUACUGAUGUGCCAUCUUGUUGUAAGACAUUUUCUUUGUGUAUUGUAACACAUGACGUACCUCUCGCAGGCCUCUGGUUAUAAAAUGGUCCACUUAUGUCUAUUUCCUAAUCCCUCGAUGAAUUAAAAAAAAGGUGAAUUGUCCUUUUUUUUCUAAGUGGGAAGUUCAAAAAAGUGUAUUUACAUAUUAUAUGGAUAUCUAGUGGUAUUACUGCGAUGUUUCGUACCUGAUUGCUCAACAAAUACAUUUUAAGAUGUAAAUAAUAAUAUUAUAUGAUGAUUGUAUUUGCAAACCAUGUACUAACUGUUUUUGAGUAGCUCUUGGAUUGGUUUUUAUCAUAACUAUUAUACAAAGAUGAACCGUGAAUAUGUUGUGCAUUGUGUCAAAGUAUCACCUGCAAGACAGACAAAAGAAAAAAAAAAAAAGACCUGUGAUGCUUUACCACACCACUCG
This is a messenger RNA of Scatophagus argus, 11273 nucleotides long. It is a transcript of the gene pappaa, whose product is annotated as pregnancy-associated plasma protein A, pappalysin 1a. The coding region runs from base 1121 to 6058 and encodes 1645 amino acids. The transcript is spliced from 22 exons. The record is from RefSeq and is a predicted model, not a curated record. Gene Ontology annotation, molecular function: metallopeptidase activity; protein binding. NCBI's taxonomy places the organism in Eukaryota, Metazoa, Chordata, Actinopteri, Scatophagidae.